CUUUGAAAUGGAUGAAAUGUGACCCUGCAAAAUGAAUUUCGUGAGAACGCAAAACUAUAGUGGAGAUAAAGCAUCCGGAGGACUCAUCGAUUUUACAAAAGGGUCCUUGGUAGAAGCCAGCAACGACGUGACUAGACCAAAAGAAAGACAAAAGCGUGAAAAUAACAAUAAAGAGGUACAAUUCAAACCCAAGGAACUAUUCAGUGAUCGUGAUAUUGAAGGUGUAGUUGAAAAUCUAACAUCGGCAACUGCUAUUGCAUCAGCCUUUAGUGAAGAGGAUAUAGCACAUUUAGAAAAUCUAGAAAAGAAACGCAAUCAGCAGUGGAAAAGACGUAAAUUAGAAGAGGAGGAAUAUGCUAAAGAAGCAGAACGUAUACGUAAUUCUUUAGGACAAAAGGAAGAUAUAGACCACUCAUCGGACGAUAGCAACCUUCCCACGUUAGACACAACUCCAUCAUUAUUCCCCAAAACACAAUCACAAAUACGGUUAACACCUAAAAUAUGUGUAAUUGAACGUAAUAUUUCUACAAGGGACACAAAUCAACCGAGUUCAAUAAACAAAUCAAAUAACUUACCAUUGAUAGAAGGUUACUCAUCAGACGAGGAUUAAUU
Molecule: messenger RNA, 612 nt
Organism: Babesia bovis T2Bo
Lineage: Eukaryota; Apicomplexa; Aconoidasida; Piroplasmida; Babesiidae
Exons: 1
Coding region: 32-610 (192 amino acids)
Source: RefSeq, a predicted model, not a curated record